Messenger RNA from Brassica rapa (field mustard), 757 nucleotides. RefSeq lists its product as uncharacterized. Lineage: Eukaryota; Viridiplantae; Streptophyta; Magnoliopsida; Brassicales; Brassicaceae. The record is from RefSeq and is a predicted model, not a curated record.
GGUUGACCAUUGUGAUUGUAAAGGAUCGGAUUUUAGAUUGGAGAAUCAGAAGGGAUUGAAAAGAAUGGCGUCGAAUAUCAUGAGACCAGCGUUUGCUUAUACGGUUGUGUACGUGAAGGACGUGGCCAAAUCCGUAGAAUUUUACUCUAGAGCUUUUGGUCACAACGUCCGUCGUCUUGACGAGUCCCACAGGUGGGGAGAGCUAGAGAGCGGACAAACGACGAUAGCCUUCACACCGCGUCACCAGCAUGAGACCGACGACUUAACGGGGAAGGUACAGGCUACGCAUUCAGACCCUGAGAGAGCACCCAUCGAAGUCUGCUUCUGUUACCCGGAUGUUGAUGCCGCCUUCAAGAGGGCUGUGGAGAACGGUGCGGUGGCUGUCAGCGAGCCAGAGGACAAGGAAUGGGGACAGAAGGUUGGUUACGUGCGAGACAUUGACGGCAUCGUUGUCCGCAUUGGUAGCCACGUUAAAUGAGUACCAAUCAGAGAGUGGAUCACGGGCGGACGUACGUAGGUGUGUCAGGGGUUUACGUACCCCUACUGAAGUAACUCGAACAUAUUUGAUUAUAUGUUCUUAGUUUAGUAAAACGCCAGACCAAUAAUGUAUAGAGAGAUGUAUUUGUUUUUUGAAACCAAAAUCAAUAGUUUUCUCGUUUAAACAAAUAAGCGUUAGGCUCAGUAUCCGCUGAAAAAUAAGGAAUUUGUAAUCUCAGGGGGUAAGAUAUCAGAUCAUACUAUUAUAAUUUGAAUACCA